AUGUUAUUAACUCUCUAUUCAAAUAACUAAAAUCUAAGGAAUGUGUUUAUAUAAUGUAUUUGCAUUUAAUUAACACUUUUAUAGUUUUACUCCUUAAAGUAAUAUUAAAUAAUAUCUACCUUGAAUAUUAAUUAUCUUUUCUAAUAAAAAUUGCUUUUUGUUAAGUUGAAUUAAAAACGAAAAGUUGUUAAUUGAAAAGCAUAUAUUUAAUUGAUCCACAAUUACACUAAUUUGAACAAAUCCAGCAAAAAUAACUACAUUAAUUUGAUAUAUUAUCUGAAGAUAAAGUUGAUAGAUUUGUAGCUGUACUUGCUCCACUAACAUGAGUAAAAAUUUAUUAAGUAUUUUCAUCGCAUAACAACCAGUAGUUCCAUUUGUUGUACAUUUACUACUAGCAAUUUAACAAUCUGAAUGAGUUGUAUAGAAAGCAUCAGCACAAGAUGUAUAUGGUUUGCAAACCUUUGGAUCUGCAGAAUUCAAAGCUGGUACUGAUUAUAUACAAGCUCCAUCAUAUCCUGUGACACAUCCACCAUCAGUAUUAGUUCCAUUUGAUAUACAUCUACUUGAUGCUUAUUCAGAUAGCAUUGGAGCUUUUGAUUGGAUAGCAAUAUCUUACAAAAACCUUUUUUAUCUGAGCAUUUUCAGAAGU
Molecule: messenger RNA, 649 nt
Organism: Paramecium primaurelia
Lineage: Eukaryota; Ciliophora; Oligohymenophorea; Peniculida; Parameciidae
Source: the annotation of a GenBank genome assembly